AUGGACGAGUUCAACCGGAAAUGGGGUUACUUUGUCAGUAAACACCCAUGGUUGCAUAUAUUGUUCAGCAUCGCAUUAAUAUUGGUGUUCGGAAUUUGGAUCAAAAAUUUGAAAAUCGAAUUGGACAUUCGAGUAUCGUUCUCACCUCCGGAGUCUGGAGCUGCUCAGUAGGUUUCUGAGGGUUUUCUUGGAGAUGACACUAGUUUUGGUCGAUUUUUAGACGAAAUUUUGGGGUUUCUUUAUGUUGUAUAUUAAGAGUUUGGCAAUAUGAUGGUCAUUUUUUAAGAGAAAACGGAGCAAGAUGUUGUUUAUUAGCGUCUAACGACCUUAAACUUACUAUAAUCUUCAAAAUUUUGCACUAAAAUUCUUUUUAUCUUCAGUGAAAACCGAGUAUACAAAGAAUUCUUCAACCUCACAGCCUCUCCUCAACGAUCAUUUAUAUUAUUAUCGGCCAAAGAUGGAGGCUCAGUAUUACGGCCAGAAUGUCUCAAGGAUGUGGUCAAAUUGGACAAGAGUUUUUCUGGGUUUUUAAAUGAAAUCGACUCUUAUUCAGGCCUAAAACAAUGUGAUCCUCUAUGUAAUUUGAACAAACCUCUACACAUUAUUUUGGUAGGUUGUAGUAGAACAUUUAGGGCAUUAUGAAGACAAGGAUAGAAUACAUAAAGUUUCUUAAAUUGUGUUAUAAAAGCCGUUUCAGUAUCGUACUAAAACAUCUCUUUUAGAAUCACUUACUGUCAGCGAACAAAAGCAGCAAAGCCUUGUUAUUGGACUUUCCAAGCUCGAAUUACAAUGGAAUCGACAUUUUUGUGGGUAUGAACAUGGCUGGAGCUACUGUUCAUGGUAGGUUUUUUUCAAAGUUUUUAAAAAGUUAAAGAUAAUAUCAAGGCGGUUAUAUUAGACUGGGUAAAAAAGUUUUGCGCUUUUUUGACAGCAUAAAUUUUAAAAAUUGUCAAAGAUACUAUAAUAUCAGAGCUAAAUAAUUAAAAGGGACAUUAUUAGUUGAUUACAGUUGAAUUUAAAGUAAUUUUUGACAUAUUUGUAAUAGUUUUUAACAGUGUUUUUCCGGUCCGGUCCGCGGACGGGUCCGGUCCGGACCCGACGGACCGAAACAAAAUUUUUUGUGGACCGGACUCAAAAACCUGCGGACCCGGACCGAAGAAAAAGCUCCGGACAGUUUUAGCGCUUCUGGCUUUUUUUAAAAAUAAAAAAAAAAUUUUUUGCGGACCGGACCCAAAAAAUUCGGGUUUACACCGGGCCCGAAAAAUCGCCGGACUGGACCGGUAAAAAACGCUCCGGACCGGUCCGGGCAAAACACUGAUUUUUACUUUUCUCAUUGCCCUUAUUGAGCGAAAUGGGAGAAAAAGCUCGCGAAAAGAAGAGGGUGGUUAGAGAUGAAGAGACCGAUAGCUCUUCUUUUACACUUUCUCGCGAUUCGUGCAAUCCAAUCGAAAAACGAGUGAUCUUUCAAUGACCUGAAAGGGAAAAGAGUUGAUCUUCGGAUUAAUAUCCCAAGUUUGAGGUUAGCUCAUGUUCCAGCUCGGGUACUUCUGUGGCUGAAAAGGGAAAUUUUGGAACGUUCUGCUGUUGUGGAACAUAUAAAAUUUAAAUUGCGCUAGUAAAUACUGUUUCUAAUAUAAAAAAUGACUAUAUACUGUGACUAAUACUACAAAGUAAUGUUGGUAUCUUAAUUUUUAGACCAAAUCUUCCCUCAAAACAACUCUCGCAUUUCGUCCGUAAAAACCAUAAUCUUGUGGUACUUUGCACGUGCUGACACGUUAUAUGCCAAGAAACGAUUGAGCGAUAAAACUUCUGAAAUGUUUCAACUUGGUCAAGAAGGUCGAUUUCUAGAAAAUGUCAAAUUCGAAGUGUUUGGCGACGAAAUAGCCAACAAAGAAAUGGUCCGUGGAGCGAUCGAAGCGACCGUGCUGAUGAGUAUUGGUUUCGUACUGUUACUCAUAUUUGUCACUUUUACUGUGUACCACAAGAUUGGUUCCAUGUCCAAGUUAGCAGUACCAAUAGUCGUAUUUACCUCAGUUUUGUGUCCUUUUUUGGGAUGUUUUGCGGCUUUUGGUCUUUGUACUCUGCUUGGAUUUCAAACCUACACCAUUAUGUGUGUGGUACCGUUUUUGGUGCAAGGAGUUGGUGUGGAUGAUGCUUUUAUAUUGCUACAGUCGUGGUCACAACAUAGACGUAUCAAGUCUCAUGAAGAAAGGACUGCUGUUGUGUUUGCUCAUGUUGGACCAUCGAUUACUAUAACAUCUUUGACCAAUACUAUUGCUUUUGGCAUUGGGUUCUUUACUCCUACUCCUCAGGUAUGUUUUUGUAGUUUACUGCUUGAUUUGGUUUUUUAUAUAAGAAAAAUAAGGUACAAAUAACAUCGCAAGUUAGGUUAAAAGCUAGUAUACGAUUAGGUAUAAGGCUUGUAAUGAACUUUUGUAUAACUUUUUUAAAUUUUAAGAGCGAACAAAAAGGUUAAACUAUCUUAGCCUACUUUAAUAUACUUUCAGAUGUCCCUUUUCUGCCUCUGCACGUCCUUUGCCUUGCUGUUCGACUACAUAUUAACUUUUACAAUGUUAGCACCAGUAAUAUCAUUAUGUACAAAAAACGAAAAACAGUUUACACCAUUAGCGACAGUACUAUCGGAGUCAGAAGCUCAACGUGUACCAAGAGGCAUCUUAAUGUACUCAAAGUUCUUGUGCUCAACGAAAGGAAGAAUCACUGGAAUAGUACUGUUCAUUGUGAUGCAUAUAUUCACAUACUGGGGUGUUGUUACCAUGAGAUCUUCGUUUGAACCAUCUAAAGCGUUUCCAUCCGAUUCACCACUGGCUAGCUCUAUUGAUACUGUUAGGUAGGUUAAGGAGUUACAACUUGAAAAAUUAUUUUUGGAUUUUAUAGAUUUAGAUAUUGUUUUAGAUACCAAAAAAAGGUAGUAUUGCAUCAGAUAAUAGAAAAAGUAAAUGUGGCUAAAUUUAUCUUUGGAAAAAAAAUUUUAAUUUUUGUUAUGGAACUUAUCUGUGAAGGCUUAGUGAAAGAAAAGUUAAGCUGAAUUUUUCUUGAUAAUCGUUUUUGAUAUUAUCGUGGAAAAAAAUGUUUUAAUGUAAAAUACGAAUGGUGUGAAAUAAUCUUGAAAUAAAUUAUUUUAGAAGCGUUUUCAACGAGUUUUUUCCAGUCAAUGUUAUUGUAAAUCGACCGCCGAACGUUGAAGAUCCAUUACAGGUAAGCCGAGUUACAUAAGAAGUACAAUAAAAUGGAAUUCUCUAGGGGUGAGAGAUGGGCUGUGUAGGCAUUAAGAUCGGGCCGGGCCGGGUCCAAAAAGUAUAACAGGUCCGAUCUGUUUUUCAACCCUGGGAUUUGACAACUGACUGGAUCUACCAUACUGGUUUAGAGGAAAGUUGGAAAAAAUUGUCGCGAAAAGCUGACAAAAUUCCUCUUCCCCUCCCUCUCACCUGUUGGAUAUUACAAAAAAAAGCUGUUUUUACUUGAAUAUUUUACAAAAAUUAGAUUUAAUAAUUUAAAAAAAUAUAUAUUUUUUUCAGCUAGCAAAUUUCUACGAAAUGGUAUCAGAACUGGAAGCUCUACCUCCAUCUUAUGGUUCAAAUAGGACAUUGUUAUGGUUACGAGCGUUUGAGAAGUUUGACUACGAAACGACACAAUUAUUUGGAUAUUUGGGUUACAAUACGUCAGACUACAGCUUGAGCUACACAAACUUAGAUCUGUUUUUGGAUUAUGCUGAACAUCCAGCUGCUAUCAAGACCAAGACUGUGAAGUAGGUUGCUUUGCACAAUAGGUAGUAUGCAUAAUCAUUAUGUUGCGUUUUAUGAAGAAUUUAGGGUUUUUAGGUAUUUUUUGGGGAUAUUACUGUAGAUUACAGUAGAAUAACAAAUGGUUUUUAAAUUUCAAUUUAAUUUUUUGAAAUUUCAGUGACUCCCUGACCGUAUCCGCCUUUCAAUUCAGUUUCAUAACCAAAGGGCAGGCUGAAUGGGCGAUACGAGCCGUGACAGAGCAACAAGCGCGUGACAUACUACUACGGUAUCCAGAGUUCAAUGCUACAAUAUAUGACGGUGAUAGCUCUAUUUUGGACUUGUUACUGACAGUAAAGAUGGAUCUUAUCGGGUCUAUGGCGGUUACCGUGGCUUGUAUGACUAUUAUAUGCUCCAUUUUCAUACACAAUCAGGUUGGAGUCAUAUUGGUGGCUAUGACUAUUACUUCUGUUUGUUUUGGUAGGUUUUGAGGGGUGUUUUUAAAGUUUUUAAAAUUUUAAAGAUAUUUUUUUGGAAACAUUUUGUAGGUAUGCCUUUAUAUAAUAAAAACCAUUUUAGUAAAACGCAUACGUAGAACUUAAAAAUUUGCAUAUUAACACAUAUUACUAUAAGGAACAUUUUUGUAAUUGUACAUUUUUUGAUUGGAUUACUGUAACAUGCAAAAAAAUUAAAUUGGAUUGUCUAAUUUACUUAAUUUUCUUAAAUUUCAGCUUUGGUGGGCUUCAUCUCAUGGUGGGGCGCCGACCUCGACCCAGUAACCAUGGUGGACGUUCUACUAGCUACAGGCUUCAGUGUGGACUACACAGCCCACAUAGCUCACCAAUAUUAUGUCAAAGAAUAUUCAUCUAACCUCCUUCGUAUAGCUCACUCACUUCACGAAAUGUCAGGACCAAUGAUUCAAGCCGGCUUCUCGACCAUUCUCUGCAUGUUACCAUUGAUCUUUGUCCCAACUUAUGCCAUUGUAGCCUUUGCCAAAACAGUGUUUGUCGUUGUUGGUGUUGGUCUACUGCAUGGACUGUUCUUCAUGCCUAUUGUAAUAUGUUGGGUGCCCUAUAGGUUUGGUACUUGUGGCAAAAAGAGCAGAUCGGAGCAGAGUAGUGUCAGUGAAAACCCGUCGACGGACUCGGCUCAGGCGUUGCUCAGGACUACGUGA
Messenger RNA from Bursaphelenchus okinawaensis, 4914 nucleotides. NCBI's taxonomy places the organism in Eukaryota, Metazoa, Nematoda, Chromadorea, Rhabditida, Aphelenchoididae. The record is from the annotation of a GenBank genome assembly.